This is a messenger RNA of Nanorana parkeri, 1570 nucleotides long. RefSeq names its product X-prolyl aminopeptidase 1 (gene XPNPEP1). The record is from RefSeq and is a predicted model, not a curated record. NCBI's taxonomy places the organism in Eukaryota, Metazoa, Chordata, Amphibia, Anura, Dicroglossidae. Gene Ontology annotation, molecular function: metalloaminopeptidase activity. The coding region runs from base 40 to 1518 and encodes 492 amino acids. The transcript has 15 exons.
GAGAACGUUUGUUUCCUUUCCUCAGACCAGUGGAAGAGUAUGUCUCUGGCCUUGAAGAACGCCGGGCACCUCCUCCUACCGGUGCAGGAGAACCUCAUAGACGCCAUCUGGACAGAGCGCCCGGCAAGGCCGUGCCAGCCGCUGAUAACGCUGGGUCUGAACUACACAGGCGUAUCCUGGCAAGAGAAGAUUGCGGCACUGCGGGCCAAGAUGGCGGAGCGAAAAACUUCAUGGAUCGUUCUGACGGCACUGGACGAGGUUGCAUGGCUGUUUAAUCUCAGAGGCUCGGAUGUGGCGUAUAACCCCGUAUUCUUCUCAUACGCCAUCGUAGGAAUGGAAUCCAUCAGGCUUUUCAUUGAUGGUGAGCGUCUGGCGGACCCGGCGGUCAGGGCGCACUUACUGCUGGACUCGUCUCCGGCCACUGAGUUCAGGAUCCAGCUGGAGCCAUACGGGUCCAUACUGAGCGCUCUGCAGGGUGUCUGUGCUGGACUUUCCCCUAAGGAGAAGGUGUGGAUUAGUGACAAGGCCAGCUACGCGCUCUCCGAGGCUAUUCCCAAGACUCAGAGGUACCUGUCGCAGUACACGCCCAUAUGUCUGGCAAAGUCAGUGAAAAACGCUAUGGAGAUUGAAGGAAUGCGACGAGCUCACAUAAAGGACGCCGUGGCCCUCAGUGAACUGUUCUGCUGGCUGGAGAGAGAGAUCCACAGUGACAACAUUACAGAGAUAAGCGCUGCGGAUAAAGCAGAAGAAUUUCGAAGCCAACAACACGACUUUGUUGAGCUCAGCUUUACCACCAUCUCCAGCAGCGGACCGAACGGGGCAAUCAUUCAUUACCAACCAGUCCCUGAGACCAACAGAAAAUUGUGUGUCAGUGAAGUUUUCCUCUUGGAUUCCGGUGCCCAGUACAAGGACGGUACGACCGAUGUGACCAGAACGAUGCAUUUCGGAACCCCGUCGGAAUACGAGAAGGAAUGUUUCACGUAUGUUCUGAAAGGCCACAUAGCCGUCAGCUCCGCUGUUUUCCCCAACGGGACGAAAGGACACCUUUUGGACUCCUUCGCUCGCUCAGCACUAUGGGAGGCCGGGCUGGAUUAUCUACAUGGGACGGGGCACGGCGUGGGAGCCUUCCUUAACGUCCACGAAGGUCCCUGCGGGAUCAGCUACAAAACAUUCGCAGACGAACCCCUGGAGGCUGGAAUGAUUCUCUCCGAUGAGCCGGGGUAUUAUGAAGACGGAUUAUUUGGGAUCAGAAUUGAGAAUUUAGUCCUGGUGGUCCCUGCUAAAACCAAGUACAACUUCCGAGAUCGGGGAAGUCUGACCUUCGAACCCAUUACACUGGUCCCUUUUCAGAGCAAAAUGAUCAACGUCGACCUACUGACACAGAGAGAGGUGGAUUGGGUGAACGAUUACCACAAGAAGUGCCGGGAAGUAGUUGGCGCCGAGCUGGAGAAACAAGGACGCCACGACGCCCUCCAGUGGCUGAUCAAGGAAACGCAGGCCAUCUGCAAAUCCCAUUAACUCUUUUCUAAAGUAUUUUUUAUCCUCAGCGUUGUCAUUUUACGUGGCGCUC